This is a messenger RNA of Sipha flava (yellow sugarcane aphid), 2973 nucleotides long. RefSeq lists its product as uncharacterized. Lineage: Eukaryota; Metazoa; Arthropoda; Insecta; Hemiptera; Aphididae. Bases 672 to 2387 code for a protein of 571 amino acids. The record is from RefSeq and is a predicted model, not a curated record. The transcript has 6 exons. Gene Ontology annotation, molecular function: DNA-binding transcription factor activity, RNA polymerase II-specific; RNA polymerase II transcription regulatory region sequence-specific DNA binding. Gene Ontology annotation, biological process: neuron differentiation; regulation of transcription by RNA polymerase II. Gene Ontology annotation, cellular component: nucleus.
CACCUAGCCGGUGCUCAGUCUCGACGCGCGCAAGCCCGUGUGUACGUCCGCCGCCGUCGCUGCUCGCCGUUUUUCGUCUCGUCGCACGCCGCCGACCGACCCUCCCGCGGAUAACAGAGCAUGCGCAGCCGCCCCGAGUGAAGUGCUGCACCACCGAGUAUCGCCCGCUAAGGACGCGCCGAUCUCCUCUUCUACCACCCGGACCCGUUGUUCGAUACUUCUUCGCCGCCACGAGACUUUCCGCGGGCCUUUCCUUCCCCCUCCCCCACCCCGUCAAUAUUUCUACCGGAACAGAAUCGUAUUUUUCCGGCACAUUCCGUCGCCCCCAGUGCGUAUUCCGCGGCCGCCCGUUCUACCGGUGCGCGCGCGUCUCUUCGGCCCGCUGUCGUCAAAGUCAGCCCGACAUGGUCUGUUCGUCCGUCUUCCGGCAAGUCCGUCGUCGCUGAGUUUCGAAGUUCGCGAGCGCCCUAGGGUACGGCUUUGCUCCGUGACCCCCUGCAGCAGCAGCAGCAGCAGUUGUAGCCGUCAGCAGCUCUCGGACCAUCGUCAACGGGAUUAGUCGAUGACACCGCCGGCAACAACGCCGUCGCCGUAGUUCACGCACGACACACCACCACGCGCUAUCCGUUGCACGCGAAUUACUUGUACAACGCGUCGCAUUGGCAGCCCUGAUGGGCGUGUUUGAAGACCUGGCCAAUCAGAAACCCGGAAUGCAUUGGCAGCAUGACCGCCACCACACCAUGCUGGCCAACCCGUACGACCCGUCCAGAGACCUGAGCCCGAACCUGCCGACCACGUCGUGCCGCGGCCAAGAGCUGACCAACGUGUUCGGCGGCGUCGCGGGCGCGGCUGGCCUGGGGCAGUGUUGCGCGCUGAAGUCGGAGUUCGACGACGACUGCCCGGACUGCUGCAAGGUGUCGCCGCCGACGCCGAUGAUGGACGAGGUGGUCGGCGACGACUACCGCGGCGGCCCGUUGGCGUUGCCCUGCAAACAGGAACGCGGUGACCCGAUCGCCGGCCUCGUCGGCAUGGGCUCGUCGCCCCUGGGGCACCAGCCGCGACACCACCACCAUCAUCACCACCAUCACCACCACCUUCAUCACGCGGUCGUCGGGUACGGGUCGCCGGAGCCAUCCGCGUCGCCCGGCCUCCUGUCGUCGUACGGCGGCGGCGGCGGCGCGUACGGCGACUCGCUGCCGGAGCUGAUGGUGCGUCCCAAGCGCGAGGAACCGGCCGAGGUGAACCUGUGCGACGGCUGCGGCCUCAAGAUCCUCGACCGUUACUACCUGUUCGCGGUCGACAAGAGAUGGCACGCCACCUGCCUGCAGUGUUCCCAGUGCUCCCGGACCCUGGCCUCCGAGGUGAAAUGUUUCUACCGGGACGGCAAAAUAUACUGCAAGACCGACUACCAAAGUUUGUUCGGGAUACGUCGGUGCGGCCGGUGCCAGGCGGCCAUUUCACCGUCGGAGCUGGUGAUGCGCGCCAGGGACACUGUGUUCCACGUGCCGUGCUUCAGCUGCACCGUGUGCAUGGUGGUGCUGACCAAGGGUGAUCAGUUCGGCAUGCGCGACGGAGCGGUGUUCUGCCAACACCAUUACCAGCAGUUCGCGUCCGCCUCGUCCACGCCGUCGUCCACUCCGUCGCUGGUCCAGCACCAGUCGCCUCUGCACCGGGCUCUACCGCUUUCGAUGACGCCCGUCCAGUCGCCGUAUCCGUCGUCCAGGCCGCUAGAGUCUCCCGGCGGUGGUGGUGGUGGCGGCGUGUUCUUCAACGGGUCCACCGUCGUGACCGGUAACGCGGUCGCUGCCGUCCCUGCGCCCACGCAACCCCGGCAGAAGGGUCGACCCAGAAAGCGUAAACCCAAAGAUCUGGACGCCAUGACCGCUAACAUGGACAUGAACUCGAGCGAUUCGUACAACAUGGAAAUGGCGUUCGGCCCGGGCGGUUUGUCCGGCGCGGGCGGCAACGGCGGUCCCGGAUCCGGUCACCAACGUACGAAACGCAUGCGCACGUCUUUCAAACACCAUCAGCUGCGCACCAUGAAGUCGUACUUCCAUCACAACCACAACCCCGACGCAAAAGAUCUCAAACAGCUCUCGCAAAAGACAGGACUGCCCAAACGAGUGUUACAGGUGUGGUUCCAAAACGCUCGGGCCAAGUACAGGCGAACAGCCACCAAACAGGACGGGGGCUUGGGACCGCUGGCACCGCCGUCCAUAAAGCCGGACAAGAGCUGUUCGGAAAGUUCGACGGGCUCGACCGGCAUCGAGGCAGUCAUGUUCCACCAGCAGCAGCAGCAGCAACAACAGCAGCAACAGCACCACGCCAUGCAGAUGAGCCCCAGGAGCUAUUUGAGCACUUCGUCGCCCAUGGAGUGUGGGUCGUAAAGGAAUUGAAUAUUUACGUGUUCACGAUUGUCCAUAUUGUUGUUUAGAAAAAUCAUAAAAACCGUCCCUACGCGAAAAUGUAUAUUACGUGAUCGUAGCCGGUCUACGUACCCACUAAGUCGAUUUCUUUGUGCGUUUAAGUAAAUAUUAUAUGUUUGCAUACGGAUUUAUAUAUAGAAAAUCGUACACGACCCAUGUGUAUAUUUUUAUGGGGGGGGAGAGGGUAGACGAUAAAAUAUACGAUAGUGAUCAUGUAUAUUAUUUGUCGUGUAUAAUAAGCGUCGUCGUGUAAAAAGUAAAAAGUAAAAUAAAAAAUAAAUAAAGAAUAACGAAAAUGAACAGCUAAAAGCCAGUUUGUAUACGUGCAAUAUUUUCAUGUAAGAUAUUUAUAUUAUAAUAUUUAAGUUGUUUUUUUUUUUUUUUUUUUUAAUUAAAUAUUUAUAUUGUUGAAAGUAUAACGGUUUGAGAAAGAAAAAACACUAUUAGCUUUUAGUUACGAUCGAAAGUAGUAUAUAAUUUGUAUAGAAUAAUUUAAUACCAUGUAUGACUUAUGAAACCCAUGUUGUUCUUACUUCUUUUGUGUCUA